AUGAGUUUCCACAAGGAGGAUGGUGUGGGGAGCCUGUGUCACAAGGCGCUGCAGAUCAUCUCAGAGCUGUGCCUGGGGGGCCAGGUGGAGCGGGAGAAAUGUUCAGGCAUCUUCUUCCCCUUGGAGACCACCAAGCAAGGUAUAGGCAGCACAGACAUCUCAGUCAGUCUGCUAGCAGUAGUCGUCAGCUUCUGUGGGCUCGCCUUGCUGGUAGUCUCGCUAUUUGUCUUUUGGAAGUUGUGUUGGCCAUGCUGGAGAAGCAAACCUCUUAUUUCUAAUACCAGUAAUAUCCCUCAAAGCACCUGUAGUGCUCCCGCUGAGGUUUUUGAAACCAACGAGAAAAAGGAAAUUAAAGAAAAUGGGAAACCUUCAGUGAAGGUACUUGAGGCUGCAAUGAAAAUUAGCCACACUUCACCUGAUAUUCCAGCAGAAGUCCAGAAUGCAUUGAAAGAACAUCUAAUUAAACAUGCACGCAUGCAGAGACAGAUCACUGAGCCUGCAUCCUCAUCAAGGCAUAAUUCUUUCAGGAGGCACUUGCCAAGGCAGAUGCAAGUGUCCAGUGUUGAUUUUAACAUGGGGACAGAUCCGAUUUUACAACGGGGUGAGACAACAACCAGCAUUGGGCGAAUAAAACCAGAACUCUAUAAACAGAAGUCUGUUGAUUCAGAAGACAAGCAAGAAGAUGUGAAAAUCUGUGGGAAACUUAACUUUGCUCUCCGGUAUGAUUAUGAAAAUGAACUCCUUGUUGUUACCAUUGUCAAAGCCUUAGAUCUACCUGCUAAAGACUUUACAGGAACCUCAGAUCCGUACGUUAAGAUUUACCUUCUCCCAGACAGGAAAAAGAAGUUUCAGACACGGGUUCACAGAAAGACUUUAAAUCCUGUCUUUGAUGAAACCUUUCAGUUUCCUGUAGCCUAUGAUCAGCUCAGCAACAGGAAAUUGCAUUUCAGUGUAUAUGAUUUUGACAGAUUUUCUAGACAUGACAUGAUUGGGGAAGUUAUUCUUGAUAACUUUUUUGAAGUCUCUGAUCUCUCCAGGGAAGCCACUGUGUGGAAAGACAUCCACUGUGCCACCACAGAAAGCAUAGAUUUGGGUGAAAUCAUGUUUUCCCUUUGCUAUUUACCUACUGCCGGGCGAAUGACAUUAACAGUAAUCAAAUGUAGAAAUCUCAAAGCCAUGGAUGUAACUGGCGCUUCAGAUCCGUAUGUCAAAGUCUCAUUGAUGUGUGAGGGUCGAAGGCUAAAAAAGCGGAAAACAACUACAAAGAAAAACACACUUAACCCAGUUUAUAAUGAGGCUAUCAUCUUCGAUAUCCCUCCAGAGAAUGUGGACCAGGUCAGCCUCUCCAUUGCUGUGAUGGACUACGAUCGAGUAGGACACAAUGAGGUGAUCGGGGUGUGUAGGACAGGACUUGAUGCUGAAGGACUUGGAAGAGAUCACUGGAAUGAAAUGCUGGCUUACCCCCGUAAACCUAUUACUCAUUGGCAUCCAUUGGUAGAGUUACCUGGCCAGGCAACCAGUUUUGAUAGCCAGGGGUCUUGUUCAUCACCAAAACCACCACCUACACCCUAG
Messenger RNA from Malaclemys terrapin pileata, 1572 nucleotides. It is a transcript of the gene SYT10, whose product is annotated as synaptotagmin 10. The record is from RefSeq and is a predicted model, not a curated record. Gene Ontology annotation, cellular component: membrane. The transcript is spliced from 7 exons. Gene Ontology annotation, molecular function: clathrin binding; syntaxin binding; phosphatidylserine binding. NCBI's taxonomy places the organism in Eukaryota, Metazoa, Chordata, Testudines, Emydidae. Gene Ontology annotation, biological process: calcium-ion regulated exocytosis; regulation of calcium ion-dependent exocytosis; regulation of dopamine secretion. Bases 1 to 1572 code for a protein of 523 amino acids.